CUGUGACCCGGCGCCGCAGCCCGGGAGCCCGCGGGGAGGCGCACGCGGAGCGGAGCCCGGAGGGCAGCUGGCGGGCCUGACGCACCGGCGGGAGCUCCGGGUCUAGCCCACAGCCGGAGUGGACGCCGCGGCUCCCUGCGCCCGCCCGGGGAGGACAGCCACCGGGUCACCCCCUGCCACCCGAUGGCGAGGCUGCGGGACUGCCUGCCCCGCCUGAUGGUCACGAUCCGGUCGCUGCUCUUCUGGUCCCUGGUCUACUGCUACUGCGGGCUCUGCGCCUCCGUCUACCUGCUCAAACUUUUGUGGAGCAUCGGCAAGGGACCUGCGCAAACCUUCCGGCGGGUGGCCAGGGAGCAGCCCCCGGCGUGCUUGAACGACCCCUCUUUGGGUACCCACUGCUACGUGCGGAUCAAGGAUUCAGGAUUAAGGUUUCAUUAUGUUGCUGCUGGAGAAAGAGGCAAACCACUUAUGUUGCUGCUUCAUGGAUUUCCAGAGUUCUGGUAUUCUUGGCGUCACCAACUAAGAGAAUUUAAAAGUGAAUAUCGAGUUGUAGCACUGGAUUUGAGAGGCUAUGGAGAAACAGAUGCUCCUACUCACCGAGAAAAUUAUAAAUUGGAUUGUCUAAUUACAGAUAUAAAGGAUAUUUUAGACUCUUUAGGUUAUAGCAAAUGUGUUCUUAUUGGCCAUGACUGGGGGGGCAUGAUUGCUUGGCUAAUUGCUAUCUGUUACCCUGAGAUGGUAAUGAAGCUUAUUGUUAUUAACUUCCCUCAUCCAAAUGUGUUUACAGAAUAUAUUUUACGACACCCUAUCCAGCUAUUCAAAUCCAGCUAUUAUUACUUCUUCCAAAUACCAUGGUUCCCAGAAUUUAUGUUCUCAAUAAAUGAUUUCAAGGCAUUGAAGCAUCUGUUUACCAGUCACAGUACUGGUUUUGGGAAAAAAGGAUGUCGAUUAACAACAGAAGAUCUUGAAGCUUAUAUUUAUAUCUUUUCCCAACCUGGAGCAUUAAGUGGUCCAAUAAACCAUUACCGAAAUAUCUUCAGCUGCCUGCCUCUCAAACAUCACAUGGUGACCACUCCAACACUAUUACUAUGGGGAGAGAAAGAUGCAUUUAUGGAGGUUGAGAUGGCUGAAGUCACAAAGAUUUAUGUUAAAAACUAUUUUAGGCUAACUAUUUUGUCAGAAACCAGUCAUUGGCUUCAGCAAGAACAACCUGACAUAGUGAACAAACUGAUAUGGACAUUUCUGAAAGAAGAAACAAGAAAACGAAAUUGACUUUUCUAUAGCUUCUGCGAGGGGUCUGUAAUGAAAUCUCUGAUUUUCUAAAAUUGUAAAUCAACUUCUUUAAGCUUUAUUAGUAAAAAAAAAAAAGUUUUAAUAUCAUAGAUAAUUAUCCUGAAAAUGAUAUUGGGAAAAAUCUGAGAAUGUAUGAAUAUGUAAAAAGUAUUGCUUUUCUUCUGUUGUAUUUUGCACAGAAAAACAUCUGCCUUAAGAUGUAAACAGUUCUAUAAAAAAGGA
Messenger RNA from Erinaceus europaeus (western European hedgehog), 1515 nucleotides. RefSeq names its product epoxide hydrolase 4 (gene EPHX4). Gene Ontology annotation, molecular function: hydrolase activity. NCBI's taxonomy places the organism in Eukaryota, Metazoa, Chordata, Mammalia, Eulipotyphla, Erinaceidae. Bases 184 to 1272 code for a protein of 362 amino acids. The record is from RefSeq and is a predicted model, not a curated record. The transcript is spliced from 7 exons.